Molecule: messenger RNA, 345 nt
Organism: Lactuca saligna
Lineage: Eukaryota; Viridiplantae; Streptophyta; Magnoliopsida; Asterales; Asteraceae
Source: the annotation of a GenBank genome assembly
AUGGCAGCCCUCAUCGACCUCAAGAGCAAUUUCAAACAAUUUGCUCUUGAUAUUGACCUUGAUGCUCCAAAAAUCAUAGUUCCUACAAGAUUAAGUUCCUCAUCAGAGAGUACCAGCCUGAUGAUAAAGAACAAUCCUUGUAUACCCAUUUUAAUAUUUUUGGAAGGGAUAUGCAGAAUUAUCCGAUCAAAGAAAGGAAAGACAUUAAAAUAUCCAUGGAGUUAUGGAGAGAAAUCCUUGACCAUCAUUCACAUAGCUAGUGCAAUUUCUAGCGCUCAAAGUUUUGAACUUCUUGAUUUCCCUAAUAUAUCAUCUUCCUCACAAAGUUAUGGAGAGCAAUCCUAG